AUGAGUAUAAGCGCGACUCUGAAAGCCCAGACGAGGCAAAAGGGCGUUGACGUUGUCCUCGGCUCAUCAUCGAGCUUGUAUCUCGGCGCUGUGCAGAAUUGCAUUGCCCGGUUCGGUCGGUUAGUCCAGACUGGGGCUGCCAGUGCACACACCGGCCAAGCAUGGAACGAGACAUUCCUGGGGCAAAGCACAACGUACGCGCGCGCGGACGUGGUGGAGGUGGCCGAAUACAACGGCCGCGCCUUUCGGGGUGCGAUGGAGAAGGGUAGGGCCGAACGAGAGGGCUGCAAUCUUCAGAUUCAGAACUGCGAUAUUGCAUCAGAGAAAGGCCUCAUCGUGCUUCUCAAACGUGUGCGCGGAUCCAUGCCGCCCAUCCGCGGAGUUGUGGACGCCGCCAUGGUUCCUGAGGAUUUGGUGUUUGAGCGCAUGACGUACGACCAGUGGAAGCGCGCUGUGCUUCCCAAGGUCGUUGUGUCCCGAAGCACCGCCGCCAUCAUCACCGUCAAGGUUCCAGAGACGACCGGUACCGAUAUCAAACCUCGACCAGAUAUCUUCGUAAGAUCGAGGCCCUCUGGCUUGUCUCUGGGUCCGACGUCCCUCGCGGAUCCUCGUGUGGACGCACUUCGUGGGGCUGAUGAAGUGGCUGGUCUUGCCACAAUUGAACUCGCUGGGUUGCCGGGUCAGCCGUCAGUAUUUCGGGAUGAUAGUGACCCGGAUGCUUUCGUGCUAUUGGGGCGAUUAGCCCUUUACGUCAACGAUUCCCCCGCGAGUCUCAAAUUCGAUCUUCCCACGCUUAUUAGCUACAUCAGUGGCAUGUCUGUGGAGGGGACCUUCUUCUGGAAUGGAGGGGCUCUCGCUGGGAGAGGUGUCAGGUGGUGGAAAAUGCUCAUCCUCUUUGCUCUUUCACGCUUGAUUGAUUGUAUCCCCAGUGAUGAACCGAUCCGGAAAUGGGCCGGCAACCUACUGCGGCUGCCGGCAUUCGUCGACGCUUCUGCUAAGAAUUGCACUUCGACUGGCUUUGGUAACGAGCUGGUCAAGAAAGUCAUUGCCGAAGGCGACCAUGUCGUCGCUACCGCUCGCAACAGCAGCAAGCUGGAGAAGCCAUCCGGCGCUUCAGACUCCAACUACCUGGCCGUAGACCUCGACGUCACAAAGAAGGAAUCCAUCAAUGCCGCCUUCUCGUCUGCGCUCAAGAAGUUCGGAAGAAUUGACGUCGUGGUCAACAAUGCCGGCUACGGCCUCGGAGGCGAGUUCGAGAGUUUGAGCGAGAACCAGAUCAGAACUCAGAUAGAAGUCAACUUCUUCGGCCUGCUAGACGUAACCCGCAAGGCACUCGAGACGAUGCGCGACCAAAAGCCGUCUGGUGGCGUCAUCCAGCAAAUCACCUCCAUCGGUGGUCAGCGCGGCGUGCCUCUCUUCUCCAUCUACUGCGCAUCAAAAUGGGCGGUCGAAGGCUUCACCGAGGCCCUCUCACACGAGGUCAAGUCCGAAUGGGGCAUCAAACUCACCUGCGUCGAGCCCGGCGGUUUCCGAACCGACUGGGCUGGCCGGUCCAUGGCAUUCGGCGAGAAGAAAAACCCGGCUUACGACCACUUGGACGCAGAGAAGACUAUGGGCGAGAAGCACGGCAGCCAAGCCGGUGAUCCGGCCAAAGGUGCUAAGGCCAUGUAUGAGCUCGCGGUCAUGAAGGACCCGCCUAUCAGAUGCGUCAUCGGCACUGAUGCGUAUGCUGCUAUCAACGGCAAGCUUGAUACUUACAGAGAGAACGUCAAGAAGUUUGAGAAGCUGAGCAACAGCACCGACGUUGAUGGAUACAAGCCUCCUUCCUAG
Molecule: messenger RNA, 1830 nt
Organism: Anthostomella pinea
Lineage: Eukaryota; Fungi; Ascomycota; Sordariomycetes; Xylariales; Xylariaceae
Source: the annotation of a GenBank genome assembly